Odontomachus brunneus is the source of this 1842-nucleotide messenger RNA. RefSeq lists its product as uncharacterized. Gene Ontology annotation, biological process: DNA integration. Gene Ontology annotation, molecular function: nucleic acid binding. The record is from RefSeq and is a predicted model, not a curated record. Bases 1 to 1842 code for a protein of 613 amino acids. The transcript has a single exon. NCBI's taxonomy places the organism in Eukaryota, Metazoa, Arthropoda, Insecta, Hymenoptera, Formicidae.
AUGACACCGAAGGUGUGCUGCUGGACGGACUCUACCGUGGCCCUCGCGUGGAUCCGCGGCCACCCGUCCCGUUGGAGCACCUUUGUUGCAAAUCGCGUCGGGACGAUACACGAGAUGAUUCCGGGUGCCCGUUGGGGCCAUGUAUCGACUGUAGACAAUCCAGCGGAUGCCGCCACCCGUGGAAUGUCACCAGCGGCUCUGCGCAGCCACGACAUAUGGUGGGGGGGUCCCAAGUGGCUGUUGCUCCCGGAAGACCGUUGGCCAAAGCGGGAGCCCCGGUUGAUGACGGCGCCGGAGGAACGACGCGUCGUGCAAGCCACCACUGUGGCCUUACCUGAGUGGGACGGGUUGAUAAGGGCGUCCUCAUAUCGCCGGGCCCUCCAUGUGAUGGCCUAUGUGCUCCGCGUAGUCACGAGGAGCGCCGGCUCUGCGUUGGGGCUGACUGCCUCCGAACUUCGACGCGCGGAGGUACGCCUUAUAUGGCUGACCCAGGAGGGAUCCUUCGCCCGCGAGAGACGUUGCGCGCAGAGCGGCUUGCGCCUUCCCCGCGACAGCCCGUUGCGGGAACUGUGCCCGGUACUGGAUCGGGAAGGGUUAUUACGAGUGGGCGGACGGCUAGCAUCCGCCCAGCUCCCGGUAGACGAACGUUGCCCAAUUGUCCUGCCACGACAAUCACAUUUCACGGCACUACUCGUUCGGGACAUCCACGAGCGCACGCUCCAUGGGGGUACCCAGCUCACGCUGGCCACGCUGCGCGAGCGUUUCUGGGUGCCAGCCGGUCGUGCCUUUGUCAGAGGGCUGCUCCACCGCUGCGUCGUCUGCACUCGGCAUCGGGCGCGACCCAUGCAACCAAUGAUGGCUCCUUUGCCCAGGGAUCGUGUCGUCGCCACGGCGCCAUUUAACAUCUCCGGAGUGGACUACGCCGGGCCGGUCUCGUUGACUGCUUCGCGGGGCCGGGGCCGACGCGCCUUUAAGGGUUACAUUGCCGUGUUCGUGUGCUUUACCACCAGAGCGGUCGACCUGGAACUCGUGGGCGAUUACACGGCGUCGGCGUUCUUAGCAGCUUUGCACCGCUUCGCGGCAUGCCGUGGAACCCCGUCGACUCUUUGGAGUGACCAGGGCACCACAUUCUUGGGAGCCAGUCGGGAGCUGCGCACUCACCUGUCCGACGUACUAAGACAGGGCGGGCCGGUGGCGCAGGCCCUUGCCAACGACGGCACGAAGUGGAAAUUCAUCCCUCCUUCAGCUCCACACUUUGGCGGAUUAUGGGAAGCAGGGGUUCGUUCCGUGAAACACCACCUCCGGCGGGUAAUAGGCGCCCGACCACUCUCCUUCGAGGAAUUCUCCACGUGGCUGGCACGAGUCGAGGCCUGUCUCAACUCUCGGCCGCUCUGCCCACUCACCGACGAUCCCGACGACCUGAGGGCAUUGACUCCGGGCCACUUCCUCAUAGGCCGUCCGAUCAACGCCAUUCCGGAACCAAGCGUCGAGGGAGUCAGACCGUCCACGCUGUCCCGGUGGCAGCUCCUGCGGAGCAUGACGGAGCACCUCUGGGCCAGGUGGUCCAAAGAGUACCUGUCUCAACUCCAGGAGCGGCGUAAGUGGGCCAGCCCUGAGGACCCGCCGCUCGUGGGAGAACUGGUGGUCAUCAUCGACGCCCGUUUCCCUCCGUCUAAAUGGGCUCUGGGACGCAUCCUCGAACUGUUCGCGGGCCCCGAUGGUCAAACACGAGUCGCGCGGGUGCGAACUCAGGAGUCCGUCCUCACGAGGCCCCUAGUCAAACUAGUGCGGCUGCCGAUCGGGGAAGCUGUCGAAACACCCGACACUCCAGCACUUACUUAA